Messenger RNA from Linum tenue, 396 nucleotides. NCBI's taxonomy places the organism in Eukaryota, Viridiplantae, Streptophyta, Magnoliopsida, Malpighiales, Linaceae. The record is from the annotation of a GenBank genome assembly.
AUGAUGGGGACUCCCCGAAUUCCCUGCUUCCACCAGCAAGAAGAAGAAGCGGGUAUGAGACUGCAACAGCAAGCACCCAUUGUACAGGGGAUUCAGAUGCGGAGUUGGGGGAAAUGGGUAUCCGAAAUCAGGGAGCCACGCAAGAAAUCGAGAAUAUGGUUGGGUACUUUCCAGACCCCUAAAAUCGAGAAUAGAGCAGUCUCAGUUCCAAACAUUUGCAGAGACAAAAUCGAGAACGCUCUCAAAAACCCCAAUCACCUCCCUUGUCUCUGGCUUGCUCUUGGUCACGCUCAAAGUAAUCUUCCCCUUCGAUUCCACCGCGUUCUUGACAUUCUCCUUCGCCAGCUCUUCCUCAUCCCCUCUCCCGCCGGGGGCAGCGCCACCGCGUUGUCAUAA